AUGCAGCAUAUAUAUUUGACACUUCUUGCCUCCCAUUCUCCCCUUCCUGCCUCCCUUCUUUCCCUUAUCCCCCAUCCCUCCCUUCCCUCCCUUCCCUCCCUUCUCUCCCUUCCCUCCCUUCUCCCCCGUUCCUCCCUUCUCCCCCGUCCCUCCCUUCUCUCCCUUCCCUCUCUUUUCUCCCUUCCCUCCUUUCUCUCCCUUCCCUCCCUUCUCUCCCUUCCCUCCCUUCUCUCCCUUCCCUCCCUUCUCUCCCUUCCCUCCCUUCUCCCCCGUCCCUCCCUUCUCCCCCGUCCCUCCCUUCUCUCCCUUCCCUCCCUUUUCUCCCUUCCCUCCUUUCUCUCCCUUCCCUCCCUUCUCUCCCUUCCCUCCCUUCUCUCCCUUCCCUCCCUUCUCUCCCUUCCCUCCCUUCUCCCCCGUCCCUCCCUUCUACCCCGUCCCUCCCUUCUCCCCUCCCUCCCUUCUCUCCCUUCCCUCCCUUUUCUCCCUUCCCUCAUUUCUCUCCCUUCCCUCCCUUCUCUCUCUUCCCUCCCUUUUCUCCCUUUCCUCCCUUCUCUCCCUUCACUCACUUCUCUCCCUUCACUCACUUCUCUCCCUUCCCUCCCUUCUCUCCCUUCCCUCCCUUCUCUCCCUUCCCUCCCUUUUCUCCCUCCUUUCUUCUCUUCCGCGCCGUGCAUUCCCAUUGUCCCCUGCCUGCCUCACAAUCUAUCCUUCCAGCCUCGCCCUUGUCGUCCUGCCUGUCAUUCCAUCUCCCCUCCCUGCAUACCCCUCUCUUCCUGUCCUCCCUUCUCUGCGCCUCUCCCCCUCACUGUGCCCCCUGCUGUACUAUUCCCUCUUGUUACCUUUCCUGCCACCCCUCCGAAGCUGAAAGCGAUCUCAAAGUGCUUUUCCUCACAUGCCUUCCAAAGCCUCCUUCUCCCCCUGAGUCCCCUCCUCCCCCUCGACCUGAUUCCUCUCGACUUCUUCCUGAUUCCCCUCAUUUUCGUCCUGAUUCCCCUCAUUUUCGUCCUGAUUCUCCUCAUUUUCUUCCUGAUUCCCCUCAUUUUCGUCCUGAUUCCCCUCAUUUUCGUCCUGAUUCUCCUCAUUUUCUUCCUGAUUCCCCUCAUUUUCUUCCUGAUUCCCCUCAUUUUCUUCCUGAUUCCCCUCAUUUUCUUCCUGAUUCCCCUCAUUUUCUUCCUGAUUCCCCUCAUUUUCUUCCUGAUUCCCCUCAUUUUCUUCCUGAUUCCCCUCAUUUUCUUCCUGAUUCCCCUCAUUUUCUCCCUGGUUCCCCUCAUUUUCACCCUGACUCUCCUCUUCUUCAUCCUAAUUCCCAUCAUUUUCUCCAUGAUUCCUCUCAUCACAGCUUGUGGUUGA
Closterium sp. Yama58-4 is the source of this 1350-nucleotide messenger RNA. Lineage: Eukaryota; Viridiplantae; Streptophyta; Zygnematophyceae; Desmidiales; Closteriaceae. The record is from the annotation of a GenBank genome assembly.